Messenger RNA from Anoplophora glabripennis (Asian longhorned beetle), 1644 nucleotides. RefSeq names its product DDB1- and CUL4-associated factor 7 (gene wap). Gene Ontology annotation, cellular component: nucleus. Bases 133 to 1179 code for a protein of 348 amino acids. The transcript has 5 exons. Gene Ontology annotation, molecular function: protein binding. NCBI's taxonomy places the organism in Eukaryota, Metazoa, Arthropoda, Insecta, Coleoptera, Cerambycidae. The record is from RefSeq and is a predicted model, not a curated record.
UAAUGUCAGAAGCCGGAUUUGAGCUAAAUUCAUGUAAACAUUAGUGUUUUAGGAGUUAAAAGACUGUUUUAUAACUCUUUUCAUAUUAUUUUUAAUAAAUCUGCUUUAUAAUUGCUAGUUUUUUUAACAAAAAUGGCCCACUCAGGGGUAGUCCCUGCUGGGAAAAGAAAAGAGAUCUAUAAAUACGUCGCCCCAUGGCCAUUAUAUAGCAUGAAUUGGUCUGUACGACCAGAUAAAAGGUUUCGGCUGGCCUUGGGUAGUUUUGUAGAAGAAUACAAUAACAAAGUGCAAAUAGUUUCAUUAGACGAAGACAGUAGCGAAUUUACAGCAAAGAGCACGUUUGAUCAUCCUUACCCCACAACAAAAAUCAUGUGGAUACCUGAUAGUAAAGGAAUCUUUCCUGAUCUACUUGCUACAAGCGGUGAUUACCUUAGAGUAUGGAGAGCGGGUGAACCUGAUACAAGACUGGAAUGUGUGUUAAACAAUAAUAAAAACUCAGAUUUUUGUGCACCUUUAACAAGUUUCGAUUGGAAUGAAGUUGAUCCAAAUUUAGUAGGCACUUCGUCGAUAGACACAACUUGCACAAUUUGGGGAUUAGAAACGGGGCAGGUUAUAAAUCGUGUAAGUUUAGUAUCUGGACAUGUUAAAACACAACUCAUUGCACAUGAUAAAGAAGUGUAUGAUAUAGCUUUUUCAAGAGCUGGUGGAGGAAGAGACAUGUUCGCAUCUGUAGGGGCUGACGGAUCAGUGAGAAUGUUUGAUCUUCGCCAUUUAGAACAUUCUACGAUUAUAUACGAAGAUCCCGCACAUACGCCUUUGUUGAGGUUAGCGUGGAACAAGCAAGAUCCAAAUUACUUAGCAACUAUUGCUAUGGAUGCUUGUGAGGUCAUUAUUUUGGACGUUAGGGUGCCUUGUACGCCUGUGGCAAGACUGAAUAAUCACAGAGCUUGUGUUAAUGGCAUCGCCUGGGCCCCACACUCGAGUUGUCAUAUUUGUACGGCCGGGGAUGAUCACCAAGCACUGAUAUGGGACAUCCAGCAAAUGCCAAGGGCCAUUGAAGAUCCAAUAUUAGCAUACACCGCUGCAGAGGGCGAAGUCAAUCAGAUACAAUGGGGUGCCACACAACCAGACUGGAUCGCUAUAUGUUAUAAUAAAUCACUAGAGAUUCUCAGGGUUUAAAACAAUUAAAAUGAAAAUGUCCAUAGUUAUUUUAUUUAUUGGCAGAAGGGAUUUACAAAUAACGAAAAAGUUUGUUAUUUGUUCCACAAUCGUGGAAAAAUUAUUUGAUUUUUGAGAAUUUUUAUGGUUAUACUUUGCAAAUCUCUUCCCUUUGAAUGGUUUUUAUAAAACUUUUCUUAGCAUAUGUUUUAGUAUGGAUUUCAUGACAUUUCAUUUUUCAUUUCAGACGAUGUCAUACGAUUUAUUUUGGACUUUUUACCAUAUCUUUAAGGAGAAAGUGCUUAGAUUUAAACAGUAUUUAAACAGUCACUAAUACUUGUCUUACUUUAUGCAUCAUCAUAUUUAUUGUUACUGACCCCGCAUAUACAACCGUUUAGGUAUCUCGAUAAUUGAAUAUUUAUCAUAUUGUUUAUAUAUUUAUGACAUUAUUUUUUAUUUUAAUUUUUAGAAUAUAGCAGUAAUUUA